Oryza sativa Japonica Group (Japanese rice) is the source of this 2559-nucleotide messenger RNA. Lineage: Eukaryota; Viridiplantae; Streptophyta; Magnoliopsida; Poales; Poaceae. The record is from RefSeq and is a predicted model, not a curated record.
GCAUGCUCGCGAAAAACGAGGAGGGGAGUUAGGAACCUUGACAUACAACCAAUGAUACCAUUUUUUUUCAAGCAGCUAGAGGUACAGAGGUUCAUAUUUUUUAGAUGGCUCAUUAGUGAUAUUUUAGUCAAAAAUUUCAGAAGUACGGCCACGGGUGAUGGCCUGAACUAAUAUUUUAUUCGAGGUGCCGCUACAUCAUCGUCUAAAGUACACGCAAGAUUCAACGGAAAAAAGAAACCGAUCGAUCGAGAUCAGUUAGUUAAUGAAAUAACUAGAUCAACUCAUGUCGUCAAAAACAAAAGAUGCUCAUCUAUGGACAACACACGCUGAUGAUUCGAUCAUCAAACAAAGGUGGUAGUAGUAGUAAAGCGUAUCGUGUUUCUCAUCAGAAAGAAGAAUUAAAGAAAAAACUAAUCCCCUCUCGCGAGCCAGAGAAAAUUCCCUACAAAAGCCACUCCUUUGAUUUGACAUGCAAAAGCAAGGCUCCACUCCUCUACUACCCUACAACUACACAACACUGUCUCUCUAUCUCCAAAGGCAGUAGCUGUAUUGGCUUCCAGCUUUUCCUCUCUACCUCUAAUGAUAGCUUGGAGCAAGUUCAAUAGUAUAGCUAACUACUAGCUCUAAUUCAUCUAUAAUCAAUCUAAUAGCUUAUUCAUACAAUAGUUAUAUACUACAUUAUUAAUAUCUGGUCCCAUCUAUCAUACACACUGAGUCUGUGCUAUAGCUGACUACAAAUCUGUAGCCCGCUGCUCUUCUCUCUUCAUUUAUCUUCUUAAAAUAUAUUUGCAGCUGGCUUAUGGCUUAUAGCUUGAUAUUGAGAGGGAGAGGAGUGAGAGCUAGCUCAGCUCAGCUCAAGGUAAACAACAAGGCACACUCUUCCUACCUCUUCUCCGGUUCUUCCUUUUUCCUCUUUCUCUUCGUCCAAGAACUUCACCUCAAUAGCUCGAGCUACGGCCUAACUUUUGCGUUGCGCAGGAGAGCUCGAUCGCUGCACCAAUACUUCACUGGAGAUCGCCUAGCUGCAGCUAGCUAGCUUAUCCUGCGUGUCUUGAGCUUCUCUCAUGGAGGAGAUCUCCCACCACUUCGGGGUCGUCGGAGCCAGCGGCGUCCAUGGCGGCCACCAGCAUCAGCAUCACCACCACCCGUGGGGUUCUUCCCUGAGCGCCAUCGUCGCGCCGCCGCCGCCGCCGCAGCUGCAGCAGCAGCAGACGCAGGCCGGCGGCAUGGCGCACACGCCGCUCACGCUGAACACGGCGGCGGCGGCGGUCGGCAACCCGGUGCUGCAGCUGGCGAACGGCAGCCUGCUCGACGCGUGCGGCAAGGCGAAGGAGGCGUCGGCGUCGGCGUCGUACGCCGCCGACGUGGAGGCCAUCAAGGCCAAGAUCAUCUCCCACCCCCACUACUCCUCCCUCCUCGCCGCCUACCUCGACUGCCAGAAGGUUGGGGCGCCGCCGGAGGUGGCGGCGAGGCUGACGGCGGUGGCGCAGGACCUGGAGCUUCGCCAGCGCACGGCGCUCGGCGUCCUCGGCGCCGCCACGGAGCCGGAGCUGGACCAGUUCAUGGAGGCGUACCACGAGAUGCUGGUGAAGUACAGGGAGGAGCUGACGAGGCCGCUGCAGGAGGCCAUGGAGUUCUUGAGGAGGGUGGAGACGCAGCUCAACACGCUCUCCAUCUCCGGCAGAUCGCUUCGCAAUAUCCUUUCCUCCGGCUCUUCUGAGGAGGACCAAGAAGGUAGCGGAGGAGAGACAGAGCUACCUGAGAUUGAUGCACAUGGUGUGGAUCAGGAGCUCAAGCACCAUUUGCUGAAGAAGUACAGUGGAUACCUGAGCUCCCUGAAGCAAGAACUGUCAAAGAAGAAGAAAAAAGGGAAGCUCCCCAAGGAUGCUCGUCAACAGCUCCUCAACUGGUGGGAGCUGCACUACAAAUGGCCUUACCCCUCGGAGAGUCAGAAGGUGGCACUGGCGGAGUCGACGGGGCUGGACCUGAAGCAGAUCAACAACUGGUUCAUCAACCAGAGGAAGCGGCACUGGAAGCCCUCCGACGAGAUGCAGUUCGUGAUGAUGGACGGCUACCACCCGACCAACGCCGCCGCCUUCUACAUGGACGGCCACUUCAUCAACGACGGCGGCCUCUACAGGCUCGGCUAGCUAGCUAGCCUACUCCUUAUCCCCAGCUACCAUGACCUAGAUCGAUCUCGACCCCAAAUCAAUGGUCGCUAAGCUACUGAAAAGUUUGUGAUGAGAAUUGAAGAACCUAGGUUAGUCUUCCUGGUAAUUUGAUGCUCGCGCGUACGCACGCCAUGGAUGGCUGCGUGCUUAUUUUGUUUCUUGCCGCAAUAUGUAAUGCAAUUGCCUUAGCUAAUGCAUCAACUCGGGUCGGUUUUAGCUGCUGCUGCUGCGCCACAAUGAGGUGGUUGUGGUUAUGCUUUUGUGUGGUUUAAUACGCCAAGACGUACACAUUGCUUCGAAAUGUCGCUACUCUUGCUGCUGCUAAUUAAGUGCGUGUUUGAAUAAUUCGGAUCUAUAUACUACCUGGUUAAUUCCUAUCUUCUGAUUA